UGUCCGGCAGCCGAGGAGACCCCGCGCAGUGCUGCCAACGCCCCGGCGGAGAAGCUGAGGUCAUCAUCGAAUCUGAAAUAUUUAAAGUGGAUACAAAACUGUUUCAGCAAUGCAGACAAUUAAGUGCGUUGUUGUGGGUGAUGGUGCUGUUGGUAAAACAUGUCUCCUGAUAUCCUACACAACAAACAAAUUUCCAUCUGAGUAUGUACCGACUGUUUUUGACAACUAUGCAGUCACAGUUAUGAUUGGUGGAGAGCCAUAUACUCUUGGACUUUUUGAUACUGCAGGGCAAGAGGAUUAUGAUAGAUUACGACCGCUGAGUUAUCCACAAACAGAUGUAUUUCUAGUCUGUUUUUCAGUGGUCUCUCCAUCCUCAUUUGAAAAUGUGAAAGAAAAGUGGGUGCCUGAGAUAACUCACCACUGUCCAAAGACUCCUUUCUUGCUUGUUGGGACCCAAAUUGAUCUCAGAGAUGACCCUUCUACUAUUGAGAAACUUGCCAAGAACAAACAGAAGCCUAUCACUCCAGAGACUGCUGAAAAGCUGGCCCGUGACCUGAAGGCUGUCAAAUAUGUGGAGUGUUCUGCACUCACGCAGAAAGGCCUAAAGAAUGUAUUUGACGAAGCAAUAUUGGCUGCCUUGGAGCCCCCAGAACCGAAGAAGAGCCGCAGGUGUGUGCUGCUAUGAACAUCUCUCCAGAGCCCUUUCUGCACAGCUGGUGUCGGCAUCAUACUAAAAGCAAUGUUUAAAUCAAACUAAAGAUUAAAGAUUAAAAUUCGUUUUGCAAUAAUGACAAAUGCCCUGCACCCACCCACAUGCACCCAUGUGAGAUAAGGCCCAUAAUGGCCCCGCCCCCUCCUCAGUACUAGUUAAUUUUAAGUAAUUGUGUAUUGUCGGAAAAGUAAUCAUCACUAGUUUUGUUUUGUCUUUUAAAAAAAAAAAUUUUUUUUGUGUUUGUUUAAAAGUGAGCCUUGCUUUAGAUUACUCUGUAACAGACUAAUUCGGAUUGUUGAAGCUGCUCCCGGGUUCCACUCAGAAGAGUAAUCUGGGAUAUCUAGGUUUUUCCCCCUUUUUUCCUUUUUUUUGGGGGUGGGGGAGUGUGUGUGGGUUUGUUUUUAUUUAGUCAUUUUUAUUUUAAUUCAUUAACUUGGAUAGCCCUUAAGGAAAUGAGGAUGGAGUCCACAUUCCACUUCCUAGAUCUAGUUUAGAAAACAUGUUCCCCACCUGGUGCUCUUAGGAAGGAGUUGAGUGAAAUGCCUCAUUUAAUAACAGACUCCUUUUUGAAAGUUGCCUUUUCUCUCCACCCUUGAGUAGAUCAGUAUUUGAUGAAACUCUUGAAAGUGGACAGAAUCUGUCUUGCCCCUCCUCUUUUCUAGGAUGCACUAUACAUGUGACUGUGACUUUCAAGGAAAUUUGUAUGCCAUUAGAUUUUUUUUUUUUGAAGUUAAUUUCCAACUUCUUUCACUGAUAAAUGAAGAAAAGUAUUGCACCUUUUGAAAUAUACCAAAUGAAUUGAGUAAAUAAUUAAAAAAAAAUACCCCCCCCUCCACCGUCAGUCAUUGUCUCACAUGCUUAGCAUAGACAUUCAGCUUAACGUGUGUGUGCUAUUCCUAGCUGAACACAGCUGAAGACCUGGUAUGUAGAGGAAAUAUGAGGGGUGGUGCUAGAAGACAGAGGUCUGUGGAAUGAUUCACAUCCUCUUCCAGGUUACGAGGAUGGAGACUGCUUCAUUAAGAAGCUGGGGAUGGGGUGGGGGUGGGGAGAACAUUUAACAACAUGGGGACCAGUCAGGGGACUCCCCUUAUUUCUGUUUUGUGUGUAAGGAACCCUAGAGCAACCAGUUGAGGCGCUCUAGUUUAAUGAAAAACCAUGGGGAGAGUCUUAAUAAAGACUCUUAAUUAAGUGUUAAUAGCGAUUUUAUCAGCUUAUUUUGGUUGCAAUUUUUAAAAAUGUCUAGGUAAUCUUUUCUACCUUCCCCAAAUCCCAAGUCUGUAGAUUCAUUAGUGUUGAACCAAUGCUUUCUUGUGUCUCGUUUCUUUGUAUAUUCAUUCUUUGAAGAUGUAUUAAACAAACAAAAAACCCUUCA
Molecule: messenger RNA, 2084 nt
Organism: Talpa occidentalis (Iberian mole)
Lineage: Eukaryota; Metazoa; Chordata; Mammalia; Eulipotyphla; Talpidae
Gene: CDC42
Product: cell division cycle 42
Exons: 6
Coding region: 110-685 (191 amino acids)
Biological process (GO): modification of synaptic structure; small GTPase-mediated signal transduction
Cellular component (GO): dendritic spine
Molecular function (GO): GTPase activity; GTP binding
Source: RefSeq, a predicted model, not a curated record